Messenger RNA from Alligator mississippiensis (American alligator), 5559 nucleotides. RefSeq lists its product as uncharacterized. Bases 645 to 2849 code for a protein of 734 amino acids. Gene Ontology annotation, molecular function: protein binding; peptidyl-prolyl cis-trans isomerase activity. The transcript has 6 exons. Lineage: Eukaryota; Metazoa; Chordata; Crocodylia; Alligatoridae. The record is from RefSeq and is a predicted model, not a curated record.
UCUGAUGCCACUGCAGCAUGGCCAGACUCAUAAUGCUGAGAUUGCUCUUGCUUGGUUGGGGAUGGAGAAGGAGACUGGCUAGAGAGGGAAAGCUCUGCAUGGAAGAGCACAUGGAAGCUGCUAGAAGAUUAAUGGGGAAAGGAGGGGGCAAGAACUGCAGAAAGAAUGGAACCGUCUCUAAUCCUGGCAGAUCAGGGAGGCAAAUCUGAGAUUAACCUAGCAGGGUGGGAAGAGGAUUAGAAAGGCAGCUCCCAUCUGCAGCUGUCAGAAUGCAUCAGAUGGUAUUUGGGGAUGAGGAGGGUGUGGCAUGGGCUUUUCUGUACUGUAGAAAAGGCAGCAGUGAGGCAAAGAUAGAUGGGAAAGGAAGGAUAACAGGUAACAGCCCCCACCAUUCAGGGGGGAGGCUUACUGCAUAUAAAGACUUAUGGUCCUGAAGAGCAGAAGAGCUUGGGACUCAGGGCAAUGCUGCAGCCUUGAGCCAGCUAGGAGGUAUUAAAGGCUGCUGAGAUGAGAAUGAGGGGGAGUAGGGAGCAAAACAGCUCCUGUAGGCAGGAGAUGAAGGCACUGUGAGGAGAGCUGUAGAGAGAUAGCACAGAACUGUGUGUCCAGUUCACUUCUUCAGGGGAAGACCUGCCUGCCUGAUCAUGGAUGCAAUGUACCUGCUUAACGUGCCAGGUGUCAAGAAGAAGAUUUUGCACGGAGGCUGUGGGCAGCUGCCAACAUUCCAAGAUGGGAGCAAGAUCACGUUCCACUUCCAGACGCUGAAAGAUGACUUUGAGCGCACGGUGAUCGACGACAGCCGAGACUCUGGUAUCCCCAUGGAGAUCAUCGUGGGGAAGAUGUUUAAGAUGGAGGUGUGGGAGACCCUGCUGACCUCCAUGCGCAUCAGAGAGGUGGCAGAGUUUUGGUGUGAUGCUGUUCACACAGGCAUGUAUGCCUUGGUCUCCAAGGGCAUGAGGAGAAUUGCAGAGGGCAAGGACCCCUUAGAGGGACAAAGGCACCGCUGUGGGAUGGGGAACAUGUUUGACUACCACAGCACAGGCUAUGAGGACCUGGAUGAACUACAGAGGACACCGCAGCCCCUCAUCUUCAUCAUGGAGCUUUUCAAAGUAGACGAUCCCUCUGCCUACAAGCGAGACACAUGGGCCAUGAGCAAAGAGGAGAAGCUGGCAGCAGUGCCUGUGUUGCAUAGCGAGGGCAACCGGCUCGUCCUGCACAAGAAGUACCGCGAGGCAGCUGAGAAGUACCAGGAAGCUGUUGUCUGCCUCCGGAACCUCCAAGCCAAGGAGAAGCCCUGGGAGGAGGACUGGCUGAAGCUGCAGAAUCUCAUGACACCCCUCAUGCUGAAUUAUUGCCAGUGCCAGCUGGAGCUGGGCGAGUACUAUGAGGUCUUGGAGCACACUACUGAGAUCCUUCAGAAAAGCCAUGGAAACGCAAAGGCCUAUUUCAAGCGUGCAAAGGCCCACGCUGCUGUCUGGAAUGAAAAAGAGGCACGAAACGACUUCUUGCAGGCGGCUCAGCUGGAUCCAUCAAUGGCAGCAGCUGCGAAAAAAGAGAUGAAGAUCUUGGGGGAAAGGAUGAGGAAAAAACAUGUUGAAGAUCGCAAGAGAUACCAGGGGCUCUUUCAGCAGCCUCAGCCUGAGGGAGCAGCAACAGGGGAGGAGCAGCAGGCAGGAGGUGGCUAUGCUACAGCUGGUAAUGAGGAGGGAGGCGGAGGUUGGGAAAAGUCAGAGACAGGAUUGGGAACAGAGUGCUUCAGAGCAGAGGGGAAAGAAGCUGACCAAGAGAAUUCCAGGGAAGAGCUGAGGAUAGAAGCAGCAAGACUUAAAGAGAAUAGGCAGAGGGAAGGACCUGGUCAGGUGAGUUCUAGGGCAGAGAUAAUGGAGGAAGAGGAGGAACAUGGAGAGAACAGACAGAGGGAAGAACCACACCAGGGGAAUUCUGGGACUGCAGAAGUCCCUGGCCAGACCAGACAAAGGAAAGAACCAGACCAAGGGAACUCUAAGGUCCCAGAUGAAACCAAAGACAGGGAAAAACAGGAGCAGGAGAAUUCUGUGCCAGAGGCAAGGAUAGAAGAGGAAGGACAUGGGGAGAGCUGGCAGAAGGAAGAAACAGAAAAGAGGAAUACAGGGCUGGGAGACUCAGUGCCUGGGGAAGAGAACACCAAGAUUCAAGAAUUGGAGCAGGGCAAGUCAGGGGCAGGAAAGGUGGGACUUGGGGAGGGGAACUUAGAAGGAAAGAAGAAAGUCCAAGGCCACAGAAGCUUCAAAGCUGAGAGGGGAACUGAAGAGGCAGAACUUGGGGAAAAAAGCACUCCAAAGAAACACCCAGACCUAGGCAGCAGUGGGGCAGGGGAGACAGGACAUGGAGAUGGGACUGCAGAAACUUGGAUGGAAGAACCAGACCAGAGGAACUGUGGUGAAGAGAGUAGGACAAGAGAGGAGGAGCUCAAAGAAGAGAGCACAAGAGGGGAAGAACCAGGGCAAGGCAGUUCUGGGGCAGAGACAGGCCUUGAGGAAGGAUCAGACCAAGGGAAUUUUGGGGACAGUGGAAGUGUGGGAGAUACAGGUGAUGCAGAAGAAACAAAGCAAGGGAGCUGCAGCAAAGGCAGAGCAGGGGAAGGCCAAAGGAAGUGUAGGACAGAGGGGAAGGCUGUGGAGCCAAGCCCUGGAAAAGGGGGCUGUGGUGAGGGGCCUGUGGCAGAAAGCCAAGAAGGGAGCCCAGAGUUGGAUGGAGAAUGGGAAGGGGGAGCUGAAGGGCACUGCUGCUCCAACACAGCAGAGCAGAGCUUAGAGGAGAGGACAGGGCAGGGGAGAAAGCAUGGCAGGAAACUUCAAGAAGACUGCUGAGAAAUAUCAGACACUUCCUGGCCAACAAACUGGAAUGAGGCCAGCACUGAAGGUGCAUGCUGCUCGUCAAGUGGGGGAAGAUGGGUGGGUGAAGCCUCCCUCACCCUAUGCUGGACAGUGAGCAGGGGAUGGGUAUACCAGGAUGGGCUGCACCAUUUGGAGCUCCUCUGUCCUGAAAGAGCCUCUGGCCCCCUAAGGCUGAGCUUCCUGAAAGAUGACUGAGCUCUUUGGUGCCUGCCAGGUCUGUGGUGUACAUGGUGCUUCCCUUCCUGUCAGGGCUUCACUGCCUGAUGAGAUCUGAAGAAUCACCACAGCCAGGGUGGCAGGAGCCAGUGCUAUCGAUGUCAUCCCCUUCUCUCUACCUUCAGAGUAUGACAGAUGCCUCCUGUUCCCCAGUCUCUGUGCUCACGGCCUGAGCCAGGCCCCCUUGCCCCAUGCUGAGUCGUCAGUGCUGGCUUCUCUGAAAGUCUUCCUCAUGUCUCUGCUGUUGAGUUUGUUCCCUGAGAAAUUAAGUGCUUUUCUGGCAAGGCUCUGGCUGAACUCUUUCCUGGAUGUUGCCAGCAUCUUUGAGGCAGCAGUCACAUAUGUUCACAGGCUGGUCCUGCAGGCCGAGUGCUUGUGUCAGCAGGAAAGCUUUGCUGUCCAUGCACAACUCCCAAGCAGGGUCCUCCUGUACAUGGUGGUCCUGCAUCUUUGCCCAGUAUUCAGGCAAUCCCAAUCCUGUGGGAUGUGCAGGCUGAAGUCCAAGGGCAGAAACAGUUACUUUGCUCUAUGAACCUUUCCCUUCCCCAUUGACUUAGACUGCACUUUGCUCCUUGUUGAUAGUGGGGAGAGGAGGUUUCAGGCACUCCAGAGGCCCAAGUGGAUUCUCACCGGAGGCAAUGGGUGGGCUGUCCAGAUGGAAGAAACUGAAUAGGGCCCUGAAAAAAAAAUUAUUUGCUCUCGACUGCAGAGACCUGGCUUCAGUCUAUAAACAAGGGAAGCAGGGUAAAUCUGAGUGUUAAGGCUCCUAGACUCUGUCUCUGAUUUUAGGGCCAGUCCUUGGCUUUAGUGUCUCAGUUUCCCCACUAGCAUUUUUUAGACCUGGCCAAAGAACAUCUGCAAAGCACUUUGUGCUUCCAGAUGAACAAGCCUAGUGCUGUUAGAGUGAAGGAAGGGCAGUGGUAACUGGGGACGCACCUGCUAGCUGAAAACAACCCUGGUAGAGCAAGUCACACCGGAAGAGUAACAGGGUGAGGAGUGUGGACAUCUCUUUAGGCAUCUAGUGGCCCCUGUUUGUUUGCCCAUUUAUGCUGCAACUGCACGGAAGAAAAGCUUUGCAAACAGGAGCAUGUAACUUAAGACUACAAAGGCCAGGUGACACUUUGUAAACUGAGCAGCGACAGGAAGAAGAGAACAAAUACCAGUCUGAUCUGAGCAGAGGAGGGAUCUGGGAAGUGGCACCUCCUUCCUGCACUAUGGUUCCCCUAGUGUGCUUGAAGCCUCCUGCCUGCUUGCUGAUAAUGACAGACCGGUCACCGGACCAGCAGUGCUUGGGAAGGGGCUGGAGCAUGCUGUGGGCUCACACUGUGACAGAACUGCUAAAGAGGGCCUUGCUGCAGAACCUUUAGUCCUGGUGAUAGUGUAAGAACAGAAGCAGCAGCCUGCUCCAUUUCCAAAUGCACCCUGGAAUCUGCAAAUGCUGACCUGGGGGGUGGGGAUGCAUGUUAUCUGAGCAAAUCUGAUCUAGAGCAGGUUUGCAGACACCACCAUGGGGAACCACAGCACAGGGUGGCCAGGCACAUGCCAGGAAGGGGAGUCAGGGAUAGACAGUUCCACAGAGAUGUGCCCACAGGGGAGGGUCCUUCAGUAUCUGCCACUUGGCAGAAGGAAUCUCUGAGACAACCAGGGAAGCCCACAGCAACCCUCCUCAAGAGGGAAGGGGAACCCCAGAGAAAUAAGAGGCCGAAGUACCAGCCAGAAUAUCAAUAGAAAUACAAAUUUAUUCUCUUUCCAGAGCAGAAAUGGAGAAGCCAGUGAGGACAGAACCAAACAAAUGGUAACUCUAGUGUUAGCCACUUUGUUCCCCUCCCAGCUCCAUCCCAGUGCAAUAACAGAAAUCCUGACUUUGCUCAUGCACAGCACAACUCUGCAUGUGCUGGAGUGUCCCAGAGGAAGGCAUAGCCAGUCUAGGUCAACCCUUUACGCAGGCACAGGGCUUGCGGAGGGACAGAGAUCUCUGAUCCUCUACUGCUGCCCUUCCAGUAGAGGAUGAGAGAAAGACUCUGAGGGGCAGAAGGAGGAAGCUCCAGAUGGGCAGAAAAUUGGAGUCUAUCAACUUUAAACAGUGACUUUAUAGUGAGUCCCCUGCUGUUACCUUUAUCCAGCAGGAAGUCUGCAUCAGGGCCUAGACUCGCACUCACAGCAAGGAGAAAACGUUUGAAAGUGGGGAACCAAAUACGGGUUUGGCAGAAGGGAAUUAAGAGUCCCUGGAUGACACAGGGCAGGUUUGAGGGGGCGGAAUGCCCUGAGUGGGAUGGAUAGACGGCAGAGUGCAGGGAGUGCCUGGGGCCAAAGCAGCAAGUACCAGGUGGCAGUGCUUUAGUAAAGCCACAGGAAGCACUGCUGGGCAGAGCAUGCCAGCCCCUCACACCAGUUUUACUUCACUGUCUAGGCACCAACUUGCUCAGUGGAACAAUAAAGAAACUCACUGUGGAGCUCAGCUCCUGCA